This is a messenger RNA of Guillardia theta CCMP2712, 828 nucleotides long. RefSeq lists its product as hypothetical. The record is from RefSeq and is a predicted model, not a curated record. The transcript has a single exon. Bases 78 to 791 code for a protein of 237 amino acids. Lineage: Eukaryota; Cryptophyceae; Pyrenomonadales; Geminigeraceae.
CGGGCAUACCUCCUCAUGUUCACCAGUAUAUUCACAAUGAGAAAGUUUUGACGUCUUUGGCUAAAAUACAGGCCGAUAUGAUUCAUUUCAGAGAGUACGCAGACAGGAUUGCAGCAGGUCAGAAUAACAUGCAAGUAGUCCACGGGAAUACAUCAAUGCACAAGGAGUUUAUCAAAGAGUGCCUUCGAGAGGUGCUACGCGAGGGAGAGUUUCGAGACAAUUCUACAAGGACCAGCCAAGUCACGAACCUUGAAGCUGAAGCUGCAGUAGAGCGUGUUGGGGGCAUGAGGCGACCAGGACAACAAUCAUCUGACGAAAACAUCUCCGACAUCAAUGGAGCAGGGUCAGAGACAGGAAGAAGUGAUUCUUUUCCCACCAAUGUUUUCCUGCCGGAUGAACUUGGGAGCAUGAUGCAGGCAUGGAACUUGUGGUUCUGCGGAAAUGGAACGAAGAAGAUACCCAUGUUACGCUCUGUUGACCCGUCAGUGUUGCACACGAAGAACUGCAAGAAACGUCUUUCAGAUGUGAAAUACCUGGUGAAAUGUUUCGAGCAGCAUGUAAGAAGGAUCCUAGCCAAUCAAGACCAAGACACACGGGAAGAAGUGCAGAGACGGUUGGAAAACUUGCAAAGAGGAGGGGGACCUGUGGACAUCCGCUUGACUGAAUGUCGGGAGAUAUUCGUGAUGUACCAGGAUUCAUUCUUUGCGUGGUUAAACGCAGGAAGAUCCAGGCGGAAAGGGCAAUUGAAGUGGAACACGUUAGUGAAGAAACUGAGAGAGAGAGGAGAGUGAGUUGAAUCGUAGCUGAGUAUAAAUUCAAUGACUUGUU